AUGGCAGUACGUGUUUUUGAUUUCGUGGUGUUUCUGUGUUGUGCUUCGUCCAUGAGUUGCUGUAAAAAUGGAUGGAUACAAUUUGAAAAUAAGUGUUACUUCUUCAGUCGACAAGCUGAAUCAUGGACUGAUGCAAUCUCCUUUUGUCGUGUGUUUGAUUCAAAAUUAGCCGAGCCAUUGACUGCAGAGGAAUCACAUUUUUUGAUAGGUCAUAGUCAGCAUGUUGGAGGACAAUUUUGGAUUGGCAUAUCAGACGUAAUCGUUGAAGACAGAUGGAUAUACACAACCGGUCAAAAACCAAUUACAGUUAAUCAUUUUCAAUCAGGACAACCAAAUGGACAUACUUCCCAAAACUGUGUGGCAUUGGACAGUUCUUACCAUGGAUAUUGGAAUGAUUUGAACUGUCUUACCAAUUAUCCUUUUAUUUGUGAGACAGAUGCUGAGUAA
Molecule: messenger RNA, 447 nt
Organism: Mytilus trossulus (common blue mussel)
Lineage: Eukaryota; Metazoa; Mollusca; Bivalvia; Mytilida; Mytilidae
Product: perlucin-like
Exons: 4
Coding region: 1-447 (148 amino acids)
Molecular function (GO): signaling receptor activity
Source: RefSeq, a predicted model, not a curated record